Messenger RNA from Acomys russatus (golden spiny mouse), 1052 nucleotides. RefSeq names its product chymotrypsin like elastase 1 (gene Cela1). The record is from RefSeq and is a predicted model, not a curated record. The coding region runs from base 15 to 815 and encodes 266 amino acids. Lineage: Eukaryota; Metazoa; Chordata; Mammalia; Rodentia; Muridae. The transcript is spliced from 8 exons. Gene Ontology annotation, biological process: proteolysis. Gene Ontology annotation, molecular function: serine-type endopeptidase activity.
ACUCUCUCCACAGCAUGUGGCGUUUCCUGGUGUUCGCCUCCCUGGUCCUGUGCGGACAUGCUACCGAGGACUUUCCAGAAACUAACGCAAGGGUAGUCGGAGGGACUGAGGUCCAGAGGAACUCUUGGCCAUCUCAGAUUUCCCUCCAGUACCGCUCUGGAGUGUCAUGGUACCACACCUGUGGAGGGACCCUCAUCCGAACCAACUGGGUGAUGACAGCUGCUCACUGUGUGGACAGCCAGAUGACGUUCCGAGUGGUGGUGGGCGACCACAACCUGAGCCAGAACGACGGCACGGAGCAGUACGUGAGCGUGCAGAGGAUUGUGGUGCACCCCAACUGGAACAAGAACAACGUGGGCGCAGGCUAUGACAUCGCCCUGCUGCGUUUGGCCCAGAGCGUUACACUCAACAACUACGUCCAGCUGGGUGUUCUGCCUCAGGAGGGAACAACCCUGCCCAACAACACUCCGUGCUACAUCACAGGCUGGGGGAAGACCAGAACCAACGGGCAGCUGUCCCAGACCCUGCAGCAGGCCUACCUGCCCACCGUGGACUACGCCAUCUGCUCCAGCACCGCUUACUGGGGCUCCACAGUGAAGAGGACCAUGGUGUGUGCUGGUGGGGACGGAGUCCGCUCAGGAUGCCAGGGUGACUCUGGAGGCCCCCUCCACUGCUUGGUGAAUGGCCAGUACUCUGUCCACGGAGUGACCAGCUUUGUGUCCAGUCAGGGCUGCAAUGUCUCCAGGAAGCCCACAGUCUUCACCCGAGUCUCCGCUUACAUCUCCUGGAUGAAUAACGUCAUUGCCUACAACUGAGCGCUCUCCUCGGCCCAGUGGCCUUCCUGAGAUGGUUCGCAGCUCUGCAAUAAGGCUGGAAGGAAGCCGGAAGGAACUAGGGCUGGGGUCAUCACUCAGUGGCAGAGCACUUGUGUGACAGGUGCGAAGCCCUGGGUGGUGGAUCUCCAGUGCCUGGGGCAAAGGUGGGGGCCUAAUGAAAAAACAUCUCUGAGACUAUUGAACCAGAUACAGAAAGGCAAAUAAAACGGAAUGUAU